AUGAAGCGAGUAUGUGAUCAAGAUAAGUUGGUUGCGACUAAGUGUUUUGACAAGAAGCAGCACAUGUCAAGCAACACACCGCCACUAAACCAACAAGCCAUCAAAAGGUUUAUCCGCGAUGGAUUUGUCUUGCUCUCUGGAGCCUUUUCGUCAUCUACUGCUCAAAAGUGUCGUGAAUUGAUUUGGCAACGAUUGGCCCAGGAUGGUAUCACGAAAGACUCGUCCACGUGGGUAGAGAGACAUGGCAUUGCAGAACUCUAUACGAUGGAAGACAAUUUAGUCUGGGCCGAUGUGAUAACUCCACGUCUAAAGCGAGCACUGGAUCAGCUAUGCGGACCUAACCAGUGGGAAGACUUUGGCCUCGGAUGGUGGAUGAUCACAUUCCCGGGCCAGGCAGAGCCGCCGUGGGACGCUGCCGGCAAGUGGCACGUGGAUGGCGCGUCGUACCAACACCAUGUGGAUAGUCGAGAGUCCGGGCUGCUGGCAAUCUUCCUCUUCUCCGAUAUUGGACCGUGUGAAGGAGGUACAGCGUUGUCUGUGGGGUCACAUAAGGAGAUUGCAAAGCUGCUGAAGAAGAACGAGCCGCGUGGGAUGAAAGGUGGUGCCGUGAGCUACCAGGCCAGACAGUUUCGACGACGAGAGGUUGUGGAGGUGAACGGUAAGGCCGGCGACGUGAUGUUGGUGCAUCCGUUCAUGCUGCAUGCUCGAAGCAAGAAUCUCGGACAGAAAGGGGUGGAGUCGGUGCGCAUCAUGUGCAACCCAAAUGUGCGACUACACCGCAAGAUGAACUUGAACCGACCUGAUGGGAACUUCAGCCCUGUGGAGCAGGCAGUUGUUGACGCAUUGCAGGAACAAGCCAUGGGUUUUGAAUGA
Peronospora belbahrii is the source of this 873-nucleotide messenger RNA. The record is from the annotation of a GenBank genome assembly. NCBI's taxonomy places the organism in Eukaryota, Oomycota, Peronosporomycetes, Peronosporales, Peronosporaceae.